Oryza brachyantha (malo sina) is the source of this 2704-nucleotide messenger RNA. RefSeq names its product elongation factor G-2, chloroplastic. The record is from RefSeq and is a predicted model, not a curated record. Gene Ontology annotation, biological process: mitochondrial translation; translational elongation; ribosome disassembly. Gene Ontology annotation, molecular function: translation elongation factor activity; GTPase activity; GTP binding. Bases 148 to 2469 code for a protein of 773 amino acids. Gene Ontology annotation, cellular component: mitochondrion; chloroplast. The transcript is spliced from 4 exons. NCBI's taxonomy places the organism in Eukaryota, Viridiplantae, Streptophyta, Magnoliopsida, Poales, Poaceae.
CCACCAGCAGCUCGUCCCGCGCGCAUAAAGCCUCCACGACAGCCGCACGCUCCCGCGGCGCGCGCAGGCGGCAGGGCAGGGCAAGCCGGGAGAGCUAGCGGCAAGAGGCAAGGAGAGAAGACGCCACUUCCGCCUCCGCCCGCAGCCAUGGCAGCCGAGGCGCCAGUGCGGGCCGCAGCGCCCGCGCGCCGGCCGGCCGUCUCCGCCGCGUCCGCCUCGCGCCUCCUCCUCGGCCACCGCCCCUUCCCUGCGCCGUCGGCCGCGUCCCGCUCACGCUACGCCGCCGCCGGGCGCGCCCCGGUGGCUGGCCCCGCGGCCGGCCUCCGCCCGCGCCCGCGCAGGCCGCGCCUAUCGGUCGUCGCCAUGGCUGGAAAUGACCGUCAAGUGCCUUUGACAGAUUACCGCAAUAUUGGUAUCAUGGCCCAUAUAGAUGCAGGAAAGACAACAACUACAGAACGUGUUCUGUAUUACACAGGAAGGAACUACAAAAUAGGUGAGGUCCAUGAGGGAACAGCUACCAUGGACUGGAUGGAGCAAGAACAAGAGAGAGGAAUAACUAUUACAUCUGCAGCAACUACUGCUUUCUGGAACAAACAUAGAAUCAACAUCAUUGAUACUCCUGGGCAUGUCGACUUCACUCUUGAGGUUGAGCGUGCUCUCAGGGUGUUGGAUGGAGCUAUAUGUCUAUUUGACAGUGUUGCUGGGGUAGAACCACAAUCUGAAACUGUGUGGCGCCAAGCUGAUAAAUAUGGGGUUCCAAGAAUAUGUUUUGUAAAUAAAAUGGACCGCCUUGGUGCUAACUUCUUUAGAACUAGAGACAUGAUAAUCGCAAACUUAGGUGCAAAGCCUUUGGUAAUACAGUUGCCAAUUGGUUCAGAGGAUAAUUUCCAAGGAGUUGUCGAUCUAGUCAAAAUGAAGGCUAUUGUGUGGACAGGAGAGGAACUUGGUGCAAAAUUUACCUAUCAAGAUAUACCUGCUGAUCUCCAAGAGAUGGCUCAAGACUACAGAGCUCAGAUGAUGGAAACCAUCGUAGAGUUGGAUGAUGAUGUUAUGGAGAGUUAUCUAGAAGGUGGUGAAAUAGACGAGGAAACUGUUAAGAGAUUGGUCCGAAAGGGAACAAUAUCUGCCAGCUUUGUUCCUGUUCUAUGUGGUUCAGCCUUCAAAAACAAGGGUGUCCAACCACUGCUUGAUGCUGUUGUUGAUUACUUGCCAUCACCACUUGACCUGCCACCAAUGAAGGGCACUGAUCCAGAGGACCCUGAACUGAUCCUUGAAAGAAAGCCUAGUGAUGAUGAGCCAUUUUCUGGUUUAGCUUUCAAGAUCAUGACUGACCCAUUUGUGGGAUCAUUAACAUUUGUUCGCAUAUACUCUGGGAAGCUGGUUGCUGGCUCAUAUGUUCUCAAUGCAAACAAAGAUAAGAAGGAAAGGAUCGGAAGGCUUCUAGAGAUGCAUGCAAACAGUAAGGAAGAUAUAACAGUUGCUGUGGCAGGUGACAUAGUAGCUCUUGCUGGUCUCAAAGAUACAAUUACUGGUGAAACACUGUCUGACCCAGAUAAGCCUGUUGUGCUUGAACGUAUGGAAUUUCCUGAUCCUGUCAUUAAGGUUGCUAUUGAACCAAAGACCAAAGCAGAUGCUGACAAAAUGGCAACCGGACUAAUCAAGCUUGCUCAAGAAGACCCGUCAUUCCACUUCUCUAGAGAUGAGGAGACAAACCAGACUGUUAUUGAAGGAAUGGGAGAGUUGCACCUUGACAUCAUUGUUGACAGAUUAAAGAGAGAGUUCAGGGUUGAAGCAAAUGUUGGAGCUCCGCAAGUCAAUUACCGUGAAAGUAUUUCCAAAGUUGCAGAAGUACAAUACGUUCAUAAAAAACAGUCCGGUGGAUCUGGGCAGUUUGCAGAUAUUAUUGUGCGAUUUGAGCCUUUGGAGGCUGGAACCGGGUAUGAAUUCAAGAGUGAAAUAAAGGGAGGGGCGGUGCCAAAAGAAUAUGUACCAGGAGUGAUGAAGGGAAUUGAAGAAAGCUUACCCAAUGGUGUCCUUGCUGGUUACCCUGUUGUGGACCUCCGAGCAGUGCUGGUCGAUGGCUCAUACCAUGAUGUCGAUUCAAGUGUCCUGGCAUUCCAAAUUGCAGCCAGAGGCGCAUUCCGUGAAGGAUUGAGGAAGGCUGGUCCAAGACUCCUGGAACCUAUAAUGAAAGUUGAGGUGAUAACACCUGAAGAGCAUUUAGGCGAUGUUAUCGGUGAUUUGAACUCUAGAAGAGGACAGGUCAAUAGCUUCGGGGAUAAACCUGGUGGACUAAAGGUUGUCGAUGCUUUUGUGCCACUUGCCGAGAUGUUCCAGUACGUCAGCACUCUCAGAGGAAUGACCAAGGGGCGCGCGUCUUACACGAUGCAGCUCGCGAAGUUCGACGUUGUCCCACAGCACAUUCAGAACGAGCUCUCUGCGGCGAAACAGGAGGAAGCUGCUGCUUAAUCCUCGCAGUUUUUGGUAGAUAUACAAAACGGCGACAUCGGAAGAAGGCGGAUAGGACAUCCAGGUGUAUGUAGCUUUGUAGUGUCAAACCCCUCGGGGAGGUAUUGUUUGCCAUUGUUUUUGGAUUGAACCUGAUAAUGGCCUUGUCAAGUUCUUUUCUUCUUUUUCGAAGACUGCCUUGUCAAGUUUUCAGAACGAGAAAGCGGUAAUUAUAAAAUUUUGCGUCCUUUCUCUA